AUGUGGCACUUGCCGCCCUCAUCAUACCCUCACUCUUCCACGCUAACGAGUGAUAAAGGUAACAAACAUUCUUUCAAACAUUGCUUGCAAUCGUCAUCGUCCGAAUUACGAUAUACAGCCAAUACCCAGCUCGAACAACUCCAUGCGAGAUAUACCGGUACAGGACAUGCGGAUACGACCAAGUAUGAGUGGUUAACGCACCAGCAUCGAGAUACGUUAGCUGCGAUCAUUGGACAUCCACCUUUACUUGGCUAUGUGUCAAUUGCAGAUGGGGAGUGUCAAGCUAGAAAGAGGUUCGAAUUGAUUGAGAAAAUGGUUCAACCGUGUGGUAAACCACCAGGCAAAACGGAUGACUAG
Molecule: messenger RNA, 357 nt
Organism: Kwoniella mangroviensis CBS 8507
Lineage: Eukaryota; Fungi; Basidiomycota; Tremellomycetes; Tremellales; Cryptococcaceae
Exons: 5
Coding region: 1-357 (118 amino acids)
Biological process (GO): mRNA splicing, via spliceosome
Cellular component (GO): precatalytic spliceosome; U2 snRNP
Source: RefSeq, a predicted model, not a curated record